Phycodurus eques (leafy seadragon) is the source of this 3755-nucleotide messenger RNA. RefSeq names its product interferon induced with helicase C domain 1 (gene ifih1). Gene Ontology annotation, molecular function: double-stranded RNA binding; ATP binding; zinc ion binding. Lineage: Eukaryota; Metazoa; Chordata; Actinopteri; Syngnathiformes; Syngnathidae. Gene Ontology annotation, cellular component: cytoplasm. Bases 44 to 2953 code for a protein of 969 amino acids. The transcript is spliced from 16 exons. Gene Ontology annotation, biological process: positive regulation of interferon-beta production; response to virus; innate immune response. The record is from RefSeq and is a predicted model, not a curated record.
UCGAAAAGAAACACCGGAAGAGUGCUAGUGAAGGGUCGUAAACAUGGCGUCGGACCAGGACGACUUGAUCAAUGAGAAUCUUAUCGAAAGCUUUCGGCCGAGGCUCCGAGUGUACGUCGCAGUGGAGCCGGUUAUGGACCAUCUCCAUUUCCUCGAAGCCGAGCUGAAGGAACGCGUCCGACAAAAGGCCAGGACCGACGGCAACUCGGCGGCGGUGGACGUCCUGGUCGACGCCGUCCUCCGCAAGCCGCACCCGGAAGGCUGGUUCCAAGGCUUCGUGGACGCCUUGUCCAACGCCGAAUGCAAACAAGCGGCCGACUACAUGCGGGGAAAGCUGCCCGACGCCGACGUGGAAGCUGAAAACGACAACUGUAUGCGAAUGAUGGACAUCCUGGUGCCCAGUCUCGUGGGCAUGAACACUAAAGAGUUGUGCGUGCAAUGUUUUGCGCACAAGCUCAUCACCAGGGAUGACCAAGACAAAAUCCUUCACUUAGCAGAUCAUCAAGGACUCAGAGACGCAGCUCGUGAACUGCUGAAAAGAAUCAUGAGGUGUCCUCCUGGAUGGUACUCUAAAUUUCGACAAAUUCUGCUUGAUACUGAGCACAAGGACUUGUAUAAACUGUUGGGAGGCUCCUCUGACCGCAAUACCACAGAUGAGACUAAAAGAAGUGACCGAGUGAAGGAGACUCCAGGAAGUUCUACUUGUCUUCAGCAUUUGAACCACAAGGACACUGGGGACGACACCAUGGACCGGUGCCAGGGUGAACGCUCGCGAGAUGCCGCCAUACAAGAGUCAAGCAGCAGUUUAGAGCAGUUACCACCAGAACUGUGUGACUCGGGCGCAGCUGCUGGAGUCCCAGAUAAAGUUGAUAUUGUUCUCCGAGACUAUCAGAUGGACGUGGCUAAACCUGCCUUGGAGGGGAAAAACAUCAUCAUAUGCCUCCCGACUGGAAGUGGUAAAACCAGAGUAGCGGUUUAUAUUACCCGUGAACAUCUGGACCACAGGAGGGCAGAGGGGAAACCCGGCAAAGUGGUCAUCCUGGUGAACACGGUUCCCCUUGUUGAGCAGCAUUAUGCCACAGAGUUCCAUCGCUUUCUGAAGCAUGCCUAUAAAGUGGAAAGAGUCAGUGGAAAGUCCAUGCUCAAAAUCUCUUUCGCAGAGAUCAUGAAGAAAAACGACGUCAUCAUUUGCACAGCCCAGAUUCUGGAAAAUUACUUGGAGAGGUCCGUCAAAGGAGAGGAUGAGGGAGUGCAUCUAAAGGAUAUCACCCUGAUUAUAAUAGACGAGUGCCAUCACACUAACAAGGGUGAAGUUUAUAAUCAGUUGAUGAUGCGUUACCUGAGGCAGAAGAACAAGAACAAGAUGUUGAAGAAGGAGCAGAAGGAGGCAGUCCCGCUACCUCAGAUUCUAGGCCUGACUGCCUCACUGGGGGUAGGCGACGCCACAAAACUCAAUGCAGCGGAGAAAAACAUUUUGCAGAUUUGUGCCAAUUUAGAUGCUUCCCAAAUCCGGACUGGGAACCUCGGGGAUUAUAGCAAUGAACCAGACAAACAAAUCGUUCUUGUUGAGGACAAAGAAAAGGACCCGUUUGGUGACGUAAUCAAGAGAAUCAUGGACUGUAUUCAAAUUUAUGCCAAUCUGAGCCCUACUUGUGAGCUUGGCUCUCAGAACUAUGAACAGUGGGCGGUUCAAUCCGAGCAACAAGCUGCCAAAGAGGAAGCUCAGGAAGUGCGGGUUUGCGUGGAGCACCUUCGAUGGUACAACGAUGCCCUGAUAAUCAGCAACACCAUUCGCAUGUGUGAUGCCUUCAGUUUCUUGAAUAAAUACCACGAGGAAGAGUUGAAGAGUAAAACGAGCCCUGACGAGGAGCACGCCAUAAACAUCACCGAUACUGAGAGAGUCCUCUUCAAUUUAUUCCAUGACAACAAAGAGGAGCUUCACAAGCUUUCUGAGAACCAAUCCAAUGAAAAUGACAGCCUGUCAAAACUACGACAAAGUAUUCUGUACCAGUUCACCACCAGGGACGAGGCCAGGGGUAUCAUUUUCACCAAAACCAGACGCAGCGCCAUCGCUCUCAGUCACUGGAUUCAGAAGAACUCCAAGUUUGCCGACGUUGGCGUGAAUGUUGCGUAUGUCAUCGGAGGCGGAGACCAGAGUGUUGUCAAACCAAUGACCCCUGCAGCGCAAAAGGAUGUUUUGAACAGAUUCCGCAGUGGCGCUGUCAACUUGCUGGUUGCCACCUCUGUUGCACAGGAAGGUUUGGACAUACCGGCAUGCAACUUUGUCAUCUGCUACGGCCUUGUGACCAAUGAGAUUGCUAUGAUACAGGCUCAAGGCAGAGCUCGAGCUAAGGAAAGCAGUUACAUCGUGAUUGAGGUGAAAGGCUCUGGGGUGACUGAGAAGGAGAGUGUCAAUGAGUACCGCAAGGACUUAAUGACCAAAGCCAUUGCCAGAAUCCGAGCCUUAGAUCCUGCAGUAUAUAUCAACAGGAUCGAAGAAUUUCAAAUUCAGGCUAUUAUUGAGGACAAAUUGAGAAAGACACACAAGAAAAACACAAAGCCUGAGGAUCCGUCAGAGGUGAAGUUAAGUUGCCGACAUUGCAGCAAGGUUGUCUGCACUUGUGAUGACAUCCAGAUCAUUGGAGACAUGCACCAUGUCAACGUUUCAUCAGAGUUUAGUGAACUUUUCAUUCAGAAAGAAAACACUUCUCUUCAAGAGCGUCUUCUUGACUAUGAAACUAAUGGCUCCAUAGCAUGCAAGGACUGUGGACAGAAUCCUGUUCACAUUCAUCUUUGUGCUGCAGAAAUGGGGUACGAUGAUGAUGUACCGAGGAAUCGAGUGCCCCUGCCUGAUUGUGAAGAACUUCGUUGUGACAAUCAAGGAAAAGAAGUUCAGCAGUUACACCAAGUGGCGGGAGCUCCCCACCACGUUCCAGUCGUUCGACUACAUUGAGCACGCCAGUCGAUUGGCUUACUGUUCAGAUGAUGAAGACACUUGAGUGAUUCGCAGCAGUUCAGCACAUUUUUAGUCAUGAAACAAUACACUAAUCAAAUUGCUAAAUGGGAUUCCUUCGCUCAAAUUGCUUUUGUUUUCAGGUUAUCGGGGUUAUAUACAUAAUUACAUAACAUUUCAGAAUAUUUUUUGAAUGUAAAUAGUCUCACUAUUCAAACAAGUAUGCCUUUUAUGAAAGGAGAUGCUAUCAGUUUCAUAAAUGUGAUGCUCAAAUGACUUUUUGCCGUUAUUUAAUAUUAAACUGAAAAAAAAUAUCACAACUGGAUUUUUGCCAUUCUUAGAUUUAACUAACUGAAAGCUGAUAGCAUUUAAAGUCAGCGGUCCAAUCACAAUCUGGACAUGAAGCGAAAUGGCAAACUUGUAAACAAUGACAGCCCCUGAAGAGAUGAUCAUUGAUGCUGCCAUUUUGCAGUUUUAUCAGACCAGUACAUCCUGUCUUCUUUUGGGCAAGGUCACUCACUGAAUGGCUUUCUUCGUGAAAAGUAAAUGUGUGAAGUGUCAUGAAUGUAAUAGAGAGGCUUUGUCCGAUCAAAUGUUUAAGCGCCAGCCUUUCUCCAAACGGCGUCUGUUGACUGCCUCUAUUGUGAAAGCAAAACUGCUGGCAUGUCAUGUUCAUAAUCAUGUGCUCCAGCCAGGAAAAGUUUCAACAUUUGGUUUACAAUAGACUUCCUUCAUUCAUCCACAAUCUCAGUAAUCUUGUAACCUUUCACAUCACCGAGUCAAAAUCAACUAAAACAAAUAA